AUGGCAAUACACUCUGCCACACUCCGGGCGCCGCUGUCUACGGAAAAGGAAAAUGGACCCCAAGGCUCCGGGCCGCCCCAGGACUCGGCGCUGUGCGAAGAGUUACCUGCGCCGGGCCUGGACGAUGGGGCGCAGAGAGGCGCUAGCUACCUGGCGGCGGUAGUGACAGCGACGACGGCUGGUCUGGACUGCCAUCCAGCUGGAGCCAGACCCUCGCACCGACGGCCGCGCCAGCGCCCCUGGUGGCUGCGGUGGCAACCGCGGCGGAGCCGGCGGAGGCGCCGAAGGCGGCGGCGGCAAUCGCGGUUGAAGCGGGGCUCCGCGAGGCGCUUUCCCAGGCUGGAUGAGGAAUGCGCGGAGGCUGCAGCUGUGGGCUCUGGGCCUCCUCCGCAGCCUUCCCCGCGCCGGUCUCCUGGACUGCGGAAAGAACGACUGCAGCGGCGAAGGCGGCGGCAGCGAAGGCGGCGUAGGCGACGGCGGCAAGCUACGGAACUGGAGAACAUCAUAGCCAAUAAGCGGCUGCUGAAAGCGCGGCAAGGAGGACUUGACAAAAAAAAUGGUCGCAGUAAAAACUGGAAGAAGAUCCUGAAGCUGCCUCCACUCAGCCACUGCGAUACUCUGAGGUACUCUAUUGAAAAGGAUUAUAAUAGCCUUUGUGAGAAGCAGCCAAUAGGAAGACUUCUUUUCAGGCAAUUUUGUGAUACAAAGCCAGAUCUCAAGAGGUACAUUGAAUUCUUGGAUGCUGUGGCAGAGUAUGAAGUUACCAUUGAUGAGGAGCAGAGAGAUUAUGGACUGUCAAUCAUAAAUAUAUUCUUCAGUCAAGAGUCAGAAGCCCUGUUACCAGAAAUAUCUCCAACUGUUGUGAGAGAGUGUAAGUGGAAUCUGAUGCAGAACCCCUCCAAAAAUGUUUUUGAGGAAUGCACAAGAGUUAUUCAUAACUAUUUGAGUAAAACCCCAUUUGAAGAGUACCAAGAAAGCUCAUAUUUUUCUCGAUUUUUACAAUGGAAAAGGCUGGAAAGGAGGCCAGUGACAAAGAACACGUUUAGAUAUUACAGAGUACUAGGAAAAGGCGGAUUUGGAGAGGUAUAUGCCUGUCAAGUGCGAGCUACAGGAAAAAUGUAUGCCUGCAAAAUGCUAGAAAAAAAAAGAAUCAAAAUGAGGAAAGGUGAAGCUAUGGCUCUGAAUGAAAAAAGAAUCUUAGAAAAAGUGAACAGUAGAUUUGUAGUUAGUUUAGUCUACACUUAUGAAACCAAAGAGUCCUUGUGUUUGGUGCUCACCAUCAUGAACGGAGGGGAUUUGAAGUUCCACAUUUACAACCUGGGCAAUCCUGGCUUUGAGGAGCAGAGAGCUGUGUUCUAUGCUGCAGAGCUGUGCUGUGGCUUGGAAGAUUUACAGAGGGAAAGAAUUGUAUACAGGGACCUGAAACCUGAAAAUAUCCUCCUGGAUGACCAUGGACAUAUCCGGAUUUCAGAUCUUGGUCUAGCCCUGGAAGUCCCAGAAGGGGAGCUGGUUCGAGGAAGAGUUGGGACUGUUGGCUACAUGGCUCCAGAAGUUAUCAGUAAUGAAAAGUACACAUUUAGUCCUGAUUGGUGGGGACUUGGCUGUCUGAUAUAUGAAAUGAUAGAGGGACAUUCUCCAUUCAAAAAGUUAAAAGAGAAAAUCAACCGGGAAGAGGUUGAAAAAAGAGUGAAGAAGGAUGCUGAGGAGUACUCGGAGAAGUUCUCAGAGGAUACCAAGUCCAUCUGUAGGAUGUUACUCACCAAGAAUCCAAGUGAACGGCUAGGCUGUAAGGGUGAUGGAGCAGCUGGAGUGAAGCGGCAUCCCGUAUUCAAGGACAUUAACUUUAGCAGGCUGGAAAAACAUAUGUUAGAUCCCCCUUUCUGUCCUGAUCCUCGGGCCAUUUAUUUUAAGAAUAUCUUGGAUAUUGGAAAGUUCUCCAUAGUGAAAGGCAUCAAGCUGAACGCCGCUGAUGAGACCUUCUAUGCACAGUUUGCUACAGGGUGUGUCUCCAUCCCCUGGCAGAAUGAGAUGAUUGAAUCUGGAUGUUUCAAGGACAUCAACGAAGGUAAUGAUGAGGAAACUUGGUCAUCAGAUCAAGAGAAGAUGUGUUCCACAAUUCUUGUACCAUGGAGAAACUUCUUCUAUAGAGUCUUAAGAAGAGGGGGCUGCUUGAGCACUGGCAAGAAAGAAGGGGAGCCUACACAACGCUAA
Jaculus jaculus (lesser Egyptian jerboa) is the source of this 2211-nucleotide messenger RNA. It is a transcript of the gene Grk4, whose product is annotated as G protein-coupled receptor kinase 4. Gene Ontology annotation, cellular component: cytoplasm. The coding region runs from base 1 to 2211 and encodes 736 amino acids. Gene Ontology annotation, biological process: protein phosphorylation; signal transduction; regulation of signal transduction. The transcript has 17 exons. Gene Ontology annotation, molecular function: G protein-coupled receptor kinase activity; ATP binding. The record is from RefSeq and is a predicted model, not a curated record. NCBI's taxonomy places the organism in Eukaryota, Metazoa, Chordata, Mammalia, Rodentia, Dipodidae.